Molecule: messenger RNA, 1487 nt
Organism: Malaya genurostris
Lineage: Eukaryota; Metazoa; Arthropoda; Insecta; Diptera; Culicidae
Gene: cag
Product: tigger transposable element-derived protein 4
Exons: 2
Coding region: 717-1421 (234 amino acids)
Molecular function (GO): DNA binding
Source: RefSeq, a predicted model, not a curated record
UUUUUAAAGAACGGUCAGGGUUGGUCACGAAAAUUUCCCAACCAGGCAGAAAACUCGAUUGAGAACACUUUUUAAAAUAUUUAAAAUAUCACGUGAGAAACCCGCGUAUAAAAAAACGUUUUCAUAUUCAUUUCUUUUCGAAAAUAUGCGUUUAAAAAUUCAAGCAAUACUGCAGCAUGCAUUCAAUAAAACGGAUAUUACUGCUUUAUGAUACAUGGUUAUUCACAUGUUAACAAUUAUAUAUGAAAACUCAUGUGCCAUUAUGCCAAUAUUUAUAACAUAGCCUAUUAUAUGAAAACGUUUGAGACUUUUAAUUUGAAUAGUAUCAGAAUGACCUGGCGCGGCCCAACCUAGGUCAUACCUUAUAUUAUAUAACAUUUGAGCUAUACUAUUGUACAGUUAAACCGUCGUAUCCAAACAUUACACUAAUACAAACGUGGAGAAAAGAAACAACCACCCCCUCGCUCGUUUCAGGCAAUGUUUUGUGUUCUCUUUUGGUUUAGUUUGCUUUUGGCACGGUACCUACGAGCAAGCUGUUGCCAAAACAGACGUACGUUUUGUGAGUCCGUCCGUGCGUGUGUUAGUGAUGCUUUUCAACUUAUCCGCUGAGCCACUCGGAUCGAAGCAUCAAACCAGACCAGACGGUCUCGUUGCUGUGUGUCAGACGGAUUGCUAAGACUGUGAAACGAUUGUUCCCGAAUUCUACUUUGCAGCCGAUGGAAUCUACAGCGCAGGGCAGCGAAAAAGCGAAACGGAAAUGCUUGACGCUGCAACAGAAAGUUGAAAUAUUAAAUGUGUUGGAACAGCAAACGCAUACCAAAGCAGAACUGGCAAGGCUGUACAGUGUCGACCGGGCGACGAUAAGAAAAAUCGAACUGCAGCAGAAGGGAAUCUUGGAGCUUGUUUCUACAGGAUGUACGAGCAAUUUUCACCGGAAGAAAUAUGUAACCAAAAACAGCGAUCUGGAGCAAGCUUUGUAUGAUUGGUACAUAGAACUGCGAUAUCGAAAUGAAGUUGUCACGACUGGUAGAAUACUAGCAAAGGCGCACAAACUUGCUGCCGAACUUGGCAUUGCUAGCGAAUUAAAGUGCAGUGAAAAAUGGAUCCGCAACUUCAAAAAGCGAUACGACUUGAAUCAACAAGAAGCCGAGCUGGAGUCCUAUGAAAUAUACACCGAAUUACCUUCUGGAACCGGACAUGAUGCAACUAUGGGCGAUGAUUUUACUGUUGAAAACACGAUUAAACAGGAAGUUACGGAUGAUCAAAUUUAUUCGGGAAAUUUGUAUCGCUGUCAGCACGUGGUUCAGUGUUUGACGGAUGUAAUCGGGUGGGCGGAAGAUGUUGGUCUCGAGUUCGAUGAUAUUGCAAAUCUGCAGAAAAUAAAAGCGAAAGCUUUGGAAAAAUGUAAAUCGUUUGAGUAGAGGGUCAUGAAUGAUAAAGACUAAGUUGUUUAUAGAAUGAAAUAAAUAAAUAUCAAUAGUUGUAAA